UAUCUCAGAAUAAGGAGACCAAGCAGGUUAAGGAGGUACCAGAAUGCCAAAAUGUUGAAACAUGUCAGAAGUAUCAAUCCAGUCGUGCAGUAGAUGGAGACAUUAACACGUGUACAAGGACAGCACCUAUUGGAACUAAUGCUCCAGAUAAAUGGACAUGGUGGUAUGUUAACCUUGAGAAAGUACUCAGCAUCUACAGCAUCAGAAUACAGUUCAAAGACUAUGGAGAACAAUAUGUCAUGAGACAAAGAGGGCGUUUUGCUGGUUUUUCGCUCUAUGUGUCAAACACAACUAUAAAGGAGGAUGGGUAUCUAUGUUACAAGAACGGACAGGAGUUACCGACCUUGGAUUUCAGUACAACUUGUGUCAAACAUGGACGUUACGUUAUAUUUUACAAUGAAAGACUUGACGGAACAACUUAUCCUACCGGAUAUGAUCCUGCGAAUGCUCACACUGAAUUGUGUGAAGUAACUGUAACAGGUUGUAAAGAAUCCGGUGUGUAUGGAUAUAACUGUGAUCUACACUGUCCAAACAACUGUCAGGAAUUGAGAUGUGACAUUGUCCAUGGAACGUGUUUGGGUUGUACUGCAGGAUGGGUGGGGGAGUUUUGUAACACGUCAUGUCCAGCAGGAUCUUACGGUUUACAGUGUAGAUUUACGUGUACUGGACACUGCAGAGACAACGUGUCCUGUAACCACACCACUGGACAAUGUGACUAUGGCUGUGGUAAUGGAUGGACAGGAACACAUUGUAACACACAGUGUCCUGCAGAAUCAUACCGUCCGGAUUGUGUGUAUAACUGUAGUGGACAGUGUCUGAGUUACCUCCGCUGUAACAGGGCAACAGGAAGAUGUGACAGAGGUUGUAAUCCAGGAUAUACCGGGGAACUCUGUGAUAAAGUCUGUUCAGUUGGUCGGUACGGAUUGAAUUGUUCAGAGAGGUGCAGUUCCCAUUGUCAAUCUGAAAGUAAUCAUUGUAACCAUAGAGACGGACAUUGUGAACAUGGAUGUGACGAUGGAUUCAAAGGAAAUAGAUGCGAGGAAAUUUGCAUUGAUAGUUGGUAUGGAGAAAACUGCUCUAUACGAUGUAACGAGAACUGUGUCAAUCAGUCAUGUGACCAUAUCACAGGCAGCUGUACAUACGGAUGUAAACCGGGAUGGAGGACCCUCAAAUGCGAAAAGAUCUGUUCAGUUGGCCGGUACGGAUUGAAUUGUUCAGAGAACUGCAGUCCCCAUUGCCGACCUGAAAGUAAUCAUUGUAACCAUACAGACGGACAUUGUGAACAUGGAUGUGACGAUGGAUUCCAAGGAAGUAAAUGUGAAGAAAAAUCUUCGUGGUCAGGGGGUUCUGCAGCACAGUCCGAUACGACAGAUUCUGGCGCAGUAACAGGAGCGGUGGGAGGGGCGGUGGGAGCCGUGGGUCUUAUUGUCGUCAUCAUCACAGGGAUACUGUUUAUACGAUGGAGAAGAAAGAAAGAAAGAAAGCAUGAAGAUACGGAGACGGUAACGUUUUCGUCUGUCUCAGAAACGUUGAGAAUAGGUGAUAAAAGACAUGAAGAUAUGGCAAUGCGUGGAAUCGGAAAUCCUGGCUUAGAAUUAAAAACUAACGGGGAAAUGCUAACGACGAAUACUAAAUUAGACAUAUCUGUCGCAGAUUUUGAUACAGCAAUAUUCCUCUUGUCUGAAAAUCAGAAUGCCAAGUUCAAAGAAGAAUACAUGACAAUUCCUAGAGGAGAACUACACCCAUGUAAUGAAGGAAAGAAACAGGAAAAUGUUGCCAAAAAUCGGUACACCACGAUUUUCCCGUAUGACCAUUCACGUGUUGUUCUGGAAACAUCGCCAAAAGAGUCAGACUACAUUAACGCGAAUUAUAUUGAGGAUGUGCAAGGACAGAAAUCGUAUAUUGCAACGCAAGGACCAAAAUCAAAGACAAUUGUUGAUUUCUGGAAAAUGGUGUGGCAAGAAGACAUUAGUGUAAUUCUUUGUCUGACAAAUCUCAAAGAGGGAAAUAAGAACAAAUGUGCCCAAUACUGGCCAAAUUCCAGUGACAAGAUAAAGAAAGGCAACAUCAGCAUACGAAACCAGAAAGAAAACGUAUACGCUGACUACGUCAUCAGACACUUCCGCUUGCAAAAUAGCGCCGAUAAAGUUGAGCGUGACGUGUGUAUGUUCCACUACAUGCAGUGGCCAGACCACGGUGUUCCAGAACCGCUGGCUCUCGUGGUAUUUCAUCGACACGUUCUGAAAACUUCUGUCGAACAUCCAGGGAAGUACACUCUUGUCCACUGCAGCGCAGGAAUUGGUAGGACAGGGACGUACAUAGCAUUGGACGCGCUUAAUAAGAGAGGGGAGAUAACCGGGAAAGUUAAUAUCCGGCAGUAUGUAGAAACCAUGAGAAACAGCCGUGCUAACAUGAUCCAGGGCGACGAUCAAUACAGAGUUGUUUACUUGGCAUUACUUGAAUCAUUCCGAGGAAAAGGAAGGUCUGUAUCAACCAGGACAUUUCUACGAGAAUUCCAGGAUCAUUCCUGUUAUAUCAAUCUCGGAGAAGUAGCCAAUAAAUCACCACUUUCUGCUGAAUUUCAGGACCUGUUGUCCGGAAGACGAGAAUACACACAAGAAGACUACAAAACAGGGCGGCAAAACGUAUCAGCCAAUUACACACCCAGUGUUCUGCCUGUUGAAAGUUACAUGUGUCCAUUGUCAAACACUAAAGGGAAGAGCACCUACUACAACGCAGUUUCUUUACAGUCUUUCACAAGAAAUGACCAUUUCAUCAGUGCUCAACAUCCUCUCCUAGAUUACACAGAGGUCUUCCUGAGACUUGUGAAGGCUUAUUAUGCACCUACAAUUGUAUCCCUGAGCCCGUUGGUGGAAAUUGAAUCGUCUUCACUUUGGCUUCCUGCUAAAAAUGAAAGCAAAACGGUUGGAGCAUUCACGACUAAAAUGACAGAUUGUACACAAACAACCACAGUCACCAAGACUAGCAUUACUCUGCACCAACAGGGAGCUAGUGGCAUGAGCGUUUGUGUACUGGAAUGUAGAAGAUGGAAAGGAGAAAGCGACUCCUCAACCCGGAGAGUUUUACUUGAUCUCAUCAACGAAGCGAGGGUGGAGGAAAGGACCCACCCCGAGGGAAGGAUUCUGGUUCUGUCGAGUGAUGGGGCCAAGCGAUGUGGACAAUUCUUGGUUGUAUCCAAUGCUCUGGAACAACUUACUAUGGAUACAGAGGUAGACAUAUUUACAAUCACAAGACAACUCCAAAUCCGACGGCCAGAGUUCAUAUCUUCUUUGGAAGAAUAUCAGUUUUGUUAUGAGGCCAUUGCUGAUCAUCUCCAAAAUGACACAUUGUACGCGAAUUGUUGAGGACCAGUCAAAGAGACUGUGAAAUCAAACACAAUGAAUUACAUCAACCAACCUUCCUCCUAAUAACACUGGAAACACAUUGCAGAAUUUUUAAUUCACUGGAGACCAGGGACCCGUUUUACAAAACAACUUACGGCAAAGUCGCAAGUCUUAAAUUGUAUUACACUGUUAUUACUUUGAGUGAAUGAAGUAAAACUUUUUUAGGCUUAAUUUUCAAUAUCGUAAAAAAGAUAUUUUGCAUUUGGAGUGAAUGAUCUUACAAUAAACUGGAAAAUUCCAGUAUGUAAAGUUGGUCGUAAGUCGUAAGUUAUUUUGUAAAACGCGCCCCAGUAUUAUAUAUGUACUGGUAUUCUUAACUCACCCACACUUUACGUAUUGUAUUUGCUUGUCUCUUAUUAACUAUUCUUCCGCUAUUUGUUCUUCUGCCUUAAAAUGUCCGCAGCCGUUGUCCGUAACCAGUAGAUGAAAGUAUUAGAAACUCAAGGAUGUGAUAAGGCAAUAUAUCUAGUUGUGUAGAAAUGUUUUUGUUUUCAGUUUAAAUGGAGUUAAGUUAUAUUUGGGGUAGGUCCAACAUAGACCUAUAUGUGGAAAAUUAGUUCCAAAAUUCAACAGAUAUAACUUAAAAAUAUGAUAGCGUCCUAGGGUCUUCGGAAAUGGAAGAAGAUACCAGGGCAUACAAACUAGUAUCAAGGUUAAGGGACUCCAGUGAUCUUGACCUCUGACCAUGAAUAUAAAACCUGUAAUAACUUUGCAACCAAUAUUGAUAGAGACAUGGGAUCCCUCAGAUAUGAUAAGACUAAUAUGCAACAAACUAGCAUCAUGUCAAACGACUCAUAUGGCCAUGACCUUGAUCAUAAAACGCAUUCCAUUAUGGGACCAACAGAGACAUGGAAUCAGCGAUUUGAUACUGAAAUAGAGCCAAGUCGAAUUACACCGUUCCCAUGACACAACGUCUCCUCCAAUACAAUGCAGCAUACAUUCAGUCACCGCUUGCGCUCUUCCUUUAUAUAUAAUUCAGUUUUUUAAAACCAUUGCACCUUUAAUUAGGCGUCUAAUCCAUUUAAUUCCGCGCAGUAACUCUACCUGACCUGAACGCAUUCCGUCAGCCAUUUGUGUUGCUGUUUUCAUUCUUACUUUCAUAUAUUCCUUUGCGCCAUUUCAAGAAAGUUAAUUAAAGCUUGUUGAUGAGAGAAACUCUUUGUUUUACUAUUUAAAAAACAUAUAUUUAAAUGAUAAGAAAUGAAACUUAUAGCGCAUUGAUAAAAAAAAGUUGUCAGUCCAAUUUUUCCUUUGAUACCUGUAUCAAGAAAAUAAUUAUAAGUUUCAUUUCUUAAAUUAAAUUAAGGUCUUUUGGAAAAAUAGUAGUAUUCGGAAAAAGCCCACUUUUAAACAGCCAGUACUUCCUUUGGGAUAGUUUUUAAUCGGCAGGUUAUAAAAAGCCUAUU
Molecule: messenger RNA, 4810 nt
Organism: Ostrea edulis (European flat oyster)
Lineage: Eukaryota; Metazoa; Mollusca; Bivalvia; Ostreida; Ostreidae
Product: receptor-type tyrosine-protein phosphatase epsilon-like
Exons: 26
Coding region: 240-3365 (1041 amino acids)
Biological process (GO): protein dephosphorylation
Molecular function (GO): protein tyrosine phosphatase activity
Source: RefSeq, a predicted model, not a curated record